Messenger RNA from Symbiodinium natans, 4506 nucleotides. The record is from the annotation of a GenBank genome assembly. Lineage: Eukaryota; Dinophyceae; Suessiales; Symbiodiniaceae.
AUGCAGAUCGGAGAAGUCUACGGUGCCUUCUUUGCGGGGCUGUUUCUGUUGGCAACAGCCGCUGGCAUCUUAUGGCUGAGACACAGCUACCAGGUGCAAAGCGCCCAGCAAAUGAGCACGAUUGUCUCUUUGAAUGAGGAGCGGGUCAAAAUCUUGACCAGGAACCUUGCCAUUGUCCAUUGCUUAGGUUGUUUCUGGGUUCAGUUCUCUGGUUCCUCCCUUCCAGUGCCAGGCAGUCAGGCAGCGUAUGCCUUUGCCCGAGGAGAAGGUUCUGAGCCGCCUGAAGAUGGUUGGGUUGUCCGGGGCUAUGCCGCAACCGUUUCUCGAGAGCAGAUUGCCGACAUGCCCAAGCACAAGCCACGAAGUGGGAGGGUCGAACUCAUGGCGGAAGAUGAGGAGCAAGUCCCAGACGGCGAUGCGGACCAGGCUGAGAAUGAAGCUGAUGUCGGCCAGGAGGAGGAUGACGAAAUGCAGGCAGACGUGGAGGAUGGGCUGGAAGCCCCCCAGCAGGACGAGCCGCAGGACGACCCUGACAAUCAGCAAGAUGACCAGCAAGAGAACUGUGAACAAGACCAGUAUGAGCUAGAGGAGGAUCCGCAAGACGAGCAGAUGGACGACCAAGCAGCCGAGCAGCAAGAUGGACAACAGGAUGAGCCGCAAGACGAACAGCUAGAGGGUGAUCACGAUGAGCCCAUGAACGACGCAGCCGGGGAUCAAUCGCCAGCGGAUGGAGAAGGGCCGGAAAGGGAGGACGAAGAGCAAGAGCCGGCUGGCGAUCGGGGAGAAGGUUGUGAGUCUGAUAAGGGUGGGGCUAAGGGUGAACAUGAAGACCCUGACGUUGCUGCGGAGCAUGAAGAAGGCGGGGAGGAAGGUCACAAGGAUGACAAGGAUGGAGAGCCAGACUCCAAGGAAACUGGAGACCACCCGGGGCGCUGUGAGGUGGACUUGGAGGAGUCAGAAAAGGAUCCAGCAGAGGAGGCCGAGGCAGAAUGGGAGGGCAAGGAUGAGGCCCAGCAGCCAUACGUGGAGUGUGAGGAGGAUGCGCCAGAGGAUUCAAGGAAAAGGGUUGAACCUGGCACCUUUUCUGUCAGCUCCUCGCACUCAACCUUGAAUGUCAUGACGCCAGAUGGCAAGCUGCUACUGCCGGUCACUGACCGAGGCUUUCAGCAUUUAAUUGCUUGUGCGCGAGCUACGGCAGGGCUGAAGGAUGGCAGAUAUCUUUUCGAGGUGCGCAUUGUCGAGCUGCGCCGAUCAGCCGACAACGGCAAGCAUCGGGUUCCCAAGCAUUUUUGCGGAGUUGGUUUUUGCACAGAGGGGUCAUCUCUUUUCUUGGGAGAUGAGGGGAGCAUGGGCUUCGACUCGGAGGGCUGCUUGUGCAAGGAUGGCCGAAAGAGUUGGAUGGAUGGCUUGAACGACCGCAUCAAGCUGGACCGCCAAGUUGUCAUUGGGGUACUUUUGAACCUGGAUGCGCAAAGUCCAAAUGCACAUUCCCUCAGCCUCUUUGUCAAUGGUGAGCGCUUGGGAAGACCACAAAGCUUGCCUGACAAUCUUAAGGGCAAGACUCUGUACCCUUUGAUCAACUUCAAGAAUGUGACGCUUCACGCCAACUUCUCCGGGCAUACGCCGUUUGCAGCUUUGCCGUUUGCUUGCCGCACGCUGCAAGAUGCAGCCCAGGAGGAUGUUGAGACGCAAGAUGUGAAGGACAACCAGUACCAGGUUCUAGUCCCAAUUGGCUUGCCCGAUGAGGGGACGUUUGCCUGGCUCGAUAGUUUCAAAGAAAAGGCUAAGUUCACGGAGCUCUCUGGACGAAGUGUCAAGGAGUGGGCAAUGAAAAGUGGCCUGUGGCCCUCGGGUCACGGACGCACCUUCAAUGAUCAACCUACCAUGGACUUCGGCUUGAAGGAGCUAGAUAGUGGGACGACCAGGCAGGUAAUACACGCCAUCGCUCCGUGUUUGCAUCGCAACUACAUCGUCAUGGAGGUGCAGAAAAACCUUCUGGCCGAAGAUCGUCGGAAGGCCCUUGCGGCAUUCAACACUCAGAAUUUCAAGCGUGUCGCUAUGGUGGUCAUGGGUGAGCCGCCAGAAGAGUUUAAGACCGAGGCGCGGGAGAACCUGCUGCAAGCUCGCAGGGACAAGGUUGCUGCAGAGGUGCAGAGGGCGAAGAAGCGGCCUUCGAAAUGGGACAACGGGUCUCAAGCAAACUUGAGCCCAGAGGAGUUGGAGGCCGAAGUCAAAGCUAAAGUAGAUGAAGUCAAGCUGUCCGACUCGGAGAUGCAGUCUUGGUUCCAGAAGCAAAAUGACGGGGACAUUCCUGAGAAAGACCUGGCGAAGGUCUUUAGCGAUUUUAGCUUGCCAUCUGUAGAUGAGGGCUUUCAGGAGAUCCAGUUCAUUUGGCAAGGUGAGGAGGACUGUUCCAAGCACUUGAAGAAGUGGAUUGCCGAAAGAAAACUGACGCAAAGGGUUGAGGAUUUGAAGCCCAAUGAUUGGUUUAAGAAACAGGCAGAGCUGUGGCAGCAGUCCAUGUUAAAAUGGAAGCGCAAGCAUGAAGACUGGCACGAUCCGAUGAAGAAGAGGCUCCAGCAUGCGUUGCUUCAUGGGGAUGCGCAUGGAUGUGCUGAUGCCAGUCCGAAUUCACAUGUUCUUGCGACUGCCAGGCGGCUGGAAGAGGAGGCACGCCGUAGGCGAGACGAGCAGCCUCAGGAAAAGGACAAGCCCUUGCCAGUUGGCCGACUGGAUGAGAAGGUUGUGGAUUUGGAGUCUCGGCAGCUAAUCAGGCAGAACGGUGAGCGUGGAGCGAGGGUGCUAUCUCACUCCCCUCUCAGUGAGUUGCAUAGCGAUCAUAGCGCGGAUUCAAAAAGAAGUCAGGGGCUCUUACAUGAGAAAAGCAGGCUGAACAUGGCUGAACAUCGUUUAACGGUUAUACCGGGGUUGAAGAUCAAGGACGCAGACGAUCCCCCGAAGUCCCAGAAGCUGCCGGGCAGCUGCGACGAUGUGGAUCCUUGGAAGCUUGAGGACUUGACCGACAUUGGCACGGGGGAGCCCUUGUUCUCCAAGUUCACGUGGGAGGAUUGGAUGCUGCUGGAGUUACGGUUUCAGCUGCAUGCUCUUGUCCACGGGUACAAGCACGUCAUGAACGUGUCUUUCCACGAGAGCCACACGCAGUUUUAUUUUGAGACGUUUUGGGGAAAGGAGUUGGCCCUUAGAGCGUACGGAGUUGAGUCGAUUGCGGAGCUCCUCAAAAUGGUCAGGGACACCAUUGACGUUCUGCCGAACAACUCAGUCCUGGAUGCGCAGCUGUCCGAUGAUACGCCUUUUGAAAAUUUCGUGCGGCUGACAGAAGACUAUCGCCGCGACCGCCUUCGCAAGCUCGAUGCCGGGGAUCAGACAGCGGCUCUACGCUUGCAGAAGCCUCAGGUGCACCUCCGGCUCGAGGUGACUUGCGGUGGUCUGCAGCAAGUGAACGCGACCACAGGUCUAACCGAGGUGGGGAGAGCCGCAAAGAUGCCCCUCGUGGGAAUCGGCCCCCACCAGCACCUCCUGUGCCUCGGUCCCAUGCAAGGGAUACAGGUGGCGCGGGUCAGAAGCGGGCAUAUGGCCAAGGCCCAGGCCGCGAUGACCGGGAUCGGCACCGUGCAUCACGGAGUCGGCAUGAUCGCGAUGGCCGCGAUGGCCGCGAUGGUGGGCGGCACCAAUAUGCCCCACACAAGUCGCAGAGAACACAGGGCGCUGGAACCAAUUCUCGCGGCCCCAGUGGAGGAUAUGGCUCAUAUGGCGGAGGCUACAGAGGCCGUCCCGGUUCCCGGGGCUGAUGCCAUCAGUUGUGCCAGUGCAAGGGCAGCCGCCACUCCGGGGGCUGCGUGCAACCCGCCUCAGCGAUGUGUUCGGAGUGCGAAAGAGGGAAAGUGGUUCACCAUCAAAGGUCUUGUCCGUUUGGAUUGCAUCAGCCGCAUCGCUAAUCACUGUGCAAAAGGGGUGGAGGCCGCUUUACGUGGCAUAAAGUACCUCACAGAACCUCUGGCCUAUACCCUGCGUCGGAUACUUAUCGGUCAGAUGAUCCGUCAGGUGGCUCCGCCAGUCGGAUACUUCACAGGAGGUUUUGGCAUGUUUUGGCUACAGGUCGCAGGGGUACGGGUAGUCAUAGGCUAUGGUAUGGGGGGGCCCGUCUUUCAGAUCUACACCGACCUAUCUGCCCCACCCAGGGCAGGCCUUCGCAUGUCCUCUCAUCCGCACUCUGUCUCCUCCUUCAUUGCAGACUUACUGCUAGAGGAUGAUGUAGCACGGGAUGGCUUAGCCAUGUCUCAAAUCAAAAGAAGCGAGGCCUGGGAUCGGAACCGAAUAUGGAGCGCCAGUGCACGCUUCAAGAAGGCCCUUCUCGGGCACUGGCUGCAAGCUUACAAAAAUGUUCCAUGCGCCACACAGGAUGGCAGGCAUGAUGCACGGUCCAUGCGCAGAUGUCCCGGAGGUUCAUUGGAUUGUUUUGUCCAUGCUUGGUUUGGAAUGGCUUAA